AGAGCUAGAGAUCUUAACACUAGAUCUAGAAUAAUCUAGAUCGUAGUACUGACAGGAUGGGCCCUUUGUUCUAUUGUUGAAUUAACUUUAUUAACGUUUUGUUUAUAAUCAUAGACAUGUGUUAUUCAGUGUUUACCUGUAAGUCUUUGAUCGUCUGUUUUCCAGCUUAAACUAUGUUGUCCAACACAUAAUCUAGAUUUAGAUUCUAUAGAUCUAGAUCUAUAAAUCUAGAUCUCGAUCUAGCUUUUGCUAGUUUUGGCGAUAGGAAAUGAGCAGUCCAGGCUCUGCACUCGAUAAAACAGUUACAACUGCACACGGAUUGAAAACCUUCCUCGAGACAAACCACAAAUCGGACUGAAGAAAUGAUUGCUGGGAAGCCAGGUGUGACAGGCCAAACUGGAAAGCGACUGGAUGACUUUGAAUUUGAAGGUUUUUCAGAAAUUGAAGUCAGGUCUGCAGAAUCGAAGCUAAAACAUGCAAUAGAACAAGAAAGACAACAUCAGAAGGAACAAGUUGAAGAAAUUAAACUUAGAGCUGAGCGGUCACAUGCAACUCUUGCUAGCUGGGCUGCUCCCAGCACCGUUACUAGUGCUACUAAAUUUAGAAAAACAUUUAACAAGAUUGUAGAAACUGGUCUUGUGGUGGAGUCUAGCAAGAAAUUUAAAAAAGACAAUGUUAAGGAAUUUAUACAAUCAGAAAUAGAGCCCCCAAAGUUGAAUGGCACUUCAAAUCAUCAAGAUAAAUCAGUGAAACAUGUUAAAUUAAAAACAGUAGAUAGUCAGCCACUUGAGAGCUCUAAAAAAGUAGUCACUGCAUCAGUUGCUUGUGAUUCUUCAAAUGGAUUCCAAGAGGCUGUGUUUGGAGGUGCAUUAUUUGGUUCAAAACCUACUUGCAAAUAUACAGCUGCAAAACAAAUACUGGCACGUGCGACUAAGCAGGCAGCAUUGUCCAGUACAAAACAUUUACUUGCAUCCACCCAUAAGGUGGGAAAAUUUGUCCUUCCAACCAAAAGCAGUAGGUCCUCUCGUGUCAUCAAGCCAAACAAACGAUUUCUUGAGGAUGACACUAUUCAUGAUCUAGUUACCAAGCAGCCAAAAAUUGUCUCACCAUUGUCACCGUCAUCAGCACCUCAACAAAACUCUUCUAUAUUCAGUCUAGGAGCAACUGAUGACAGAACAAGUACUUUUUCACCAUUUCAGGCACAUGGAUUAUCUUUAUCCCCUUUUAACAUGAACAGAGAGAAAGGCUUUCCUGCUUUUUCUGCAGCGCCUCAGCCAAGUGGGACUUCAAGCUUCACAGACGGCAUUGGUAAUCAAAAACCUUUAGGUUAUCUUGAACAACCUUUAAUUGUUGAAGGGAAGCGCACACGAAAACCUAGUCUAAUAAUGAGAAUGAAAUUGGUGGAGGAUAACCCAGAUGAUGAGAUAAAAUUGCAGCAACAGCUUUCAGAUACAGUAACACCUGUAAAGAUUUCUAGCAGCCCUGUUGAUGUGAAACCCAGUCCAGAACAAGCUACUGUUACCCCUCCAUCAACAUUGCUUAAGUAUGGCGGUACUAAAAGUCUUAUUGCACCAGCUAAACUGUUUACAGGUUCCUCCCUGUCAUCCCAGUCUCUAAAUCUGCAUAAAGGGGGAGUGCAAGCCCCUUCACAGAACACAGUUGUUCUUCGUCAACCCAAGCUCCAGCUCAACAGGACAGCUUUGAAUCGAUCCAAAGCAGCUUUAGCAAGGUCCCUUAAAGCUCAGCUGAAAAGAGAAGCUAAGCUUGAAAGAAAGAGGAGAAAAUCUCAGGCUAAUCUUGGGGGGUUGACAUCUUCGGUUCACUCCCCUGGUUCAUCUUUAGCCCAGCUAUCACCAUUCUCUAAACGUUUGGGUGACUCUGUCAUUGAAAAACAUAAAACUGGAUUGUUUGAAGGAAUAGAAGGAGCUGGGUCUUUCUCUCCAGCAAGUUUUAGUAGCCCACCAGCUACACCCAGCUCUGCACCCAAAGUACAACCAGAAAAGACAGAGGAAGACUUCCAAGCUAGUCUAAUCAAAGAAGAAGACUUGUUGAAAAUGUAUGUGGUUGGUGAGAAAAGUAUAUGCAUGGUAUGUCUUAAUACUUGCACUAUCAAACAGAACCGUAAGCUGCCAACAGUUCCACUCUGUAAACCAUGUAAGAAAAGUUAUUUCUUCAAGGUGAAAUCAAAUAAAAGAUACAUAACAACAUGUGCCAAUGGUGGCCAUUGCCACGUACAUUACACUGUGCCCAAAGAGUGCAAAGAUUGUAAGUAUAUCAAGUUCAGAGCAGUCAUUAAGAAAGCUCUGGCUCUUGGAUUACCAUUUAAAAAGGUGAACACAGCUACUACUGCUUCCAAACCAUUGCAUUACACCAAGAGUCGUAAAAGAAAGAAAAAACUGAAAUGUUUUAGGACCUAUGCAUCUGAUUGCAGUAGCACAUCAACAGAAGAUUUGAAAACUGAAACAAAUGCAUUUAUAAAGAAGCAAAGGCACAAAAGUGAUGACUCUACUUACAAACACAAGAAUGAAGACAGCGUGUCAUCAAAAUCAUUUAGCCAUAAAUCAUCCAAGUAUUUCAGCAAUGUCAAAGUUGAAGCAGAUGCAAACAGUCUGGACAAGCCCUUAUCUGUUGAUGUUGGUGCUGCAGAUGAACCAUUCAGUCUUUCUCCUCCACAAACACUUUCUUCCACUAAAUCGUCACCAGGGAGGACAAACAAAGCUCUAAAAAAAUCUGCUACCAGCUUUGAUACUGACAGCAAUGAACAUGGCGAUGAUGAGGAUAACAAGGGAAGUCUAGAUAAACCACGGGGCACCUCACGAGGCCCUCGUAUCAAACAUGUUUGCAGGCGUGCUGCAAUGGUGUUCCCACAUCAGCGGGCCACAUUUCCAGAAGAUGCUCCCCAGAGAACAACUCUUACUUUAAGUGCUCUGCCAACGGAAGAGAAACAGCAAUUGUGGGCCAAGACUAAAAGCAAAAAUGAUGAGGCUCCAUAUUCUUCUGAUGAAAGCUUUGACAAUCAUUCUUUUCCCAAACUGAAGAGUCUGAGAACAUUAGAGGAACCUUGUCAGGAAGAAGUUGAAUCUUUGGAUCAAAAGAUAGAAAAUGAAAUGGAAGAAAGUCAUGUGCUGAAGAAAAAGGCUGAAAGACCACUUGAAAAUAUUGAAGCUCUUGCUAAUAAAGUGAGAAAAAAGAAACAUGCUAGUGAAAUUGGGGUAUAUGAUCCCUUGAUGCCUCAUAAAAGAAAAAAGCGCUGCAGAGAAUGCAGAGGUUGUUUAACUCCUGAUUGUGGUGUGUGUGAAAACUGCAGAGAUAAACCAAAGUUUGGAGGACCUGGUAAAAUAAGGAAGUGUUGCAAAGAAUCUAUUUGCUUGAAUCCAAAAAACUCCAGAAGAGUGUACGCAGCAUUUAUUGACCCUAAAAGUCCAUUAAAGUUUCACAGGAAUGAGGAUGAUGAUAAUAGUAAAGACUAUUUUCCGUGCAAAGGGAACUUAACUACUCCUGGAGGCCCAGCCACAAGGUUCCAGGACAGGAGGAGCACUAGCAAUCACAAGAUGGAUGGGGGACGUGAUGGUGUGAAAGAUGAGGAAGAAGGAAUGGAUGCUGAUAGGAAUGAAGAACAGAACAGAAGUAGCUCUUCAUCGCGGCUAUGUGGGCUGGACAUGGAUGGCUCCAGGAUGAGCUUGAAGGCGGUGGCCAACAUAAACAAGAGACAUUUUCGCCAGGCUAAGUCAAAGUAUGCACCUGUGGAAACCACUAUCCAAAUGGCCCUAACGGAUAUAAGAAAUCCUUUUCUCUCUAGCUUACCUGGAAACCUUUAUGGGAAACUUGGAAUUAAGAAACGUGAAAAGUUGAUAUUGUCACUUAAGCAACAUUCUGCUGAGUUGAGGCCUGUGAAUAAUGAAACUGCUUAUUGCCUUGAUGUCCCACUGAAAACUCACCUCAUCAAGGCUGAUUAUAAAGGUAGCUAUUCUAUAACGUCUGCCUGGUUUCAAGGGUUUUCUUUGACACUGACUGGAACAACUUGUGUCAGGACACUGUGUUACCUGUGUGGCUCAGCUGGAAAACAAGAGCUGAUAUUUUGCGUAGUCUGCUGUCAGGCGUAUCACACUUUUUGUCUGGAUGAGGAGGAGAGACCAGAAGAGCCAGACAGUGAAGAAGGGGAGGAUGCUGAGGAUGGUCACUGUCAUGUAGCCAUAAGUAGAAGUCUAAUGUGGUGCUGCCGCCGGUGUCAGUUUUGUCAUGUAUGUGGACAACAGAAUGGACUGCUUAAGUGCCACAGAUGCAAAGACACUUACCAUCCCGAGUGCCUGGGCCCCAACUACCCAACACGGCCAUCUCGUAAGAAUAUAUGGGUCUGUACUAAGUGUGUGCGGUGUAAGAGUUGUGGGGCAACAACACCUGGUGUUGGCUCCAAUGCAACCUGGACUUAUGAUUUUUCUUUGUGCUAUGAUUGUGGAAAGCUUAUGGAUAAAGGUAAUUUUUGCCCCAUAUGUCAUAAAUGCUACUCUGAUGAUGACUGGGAGUCCAAAAUGGUUCACUGUGCCAUCUGUGAGAGUUGGGUUCAUGCCAAGUGUGAGGAGUUGACAGAUGAUGAGUACCAGUUGAUUUCACUUCUUCCUGAUGAGGUACAGUUCACUUGCCGUGUCUGUUCUUCUGAUAAGCCCCGGUACUGGGAGAGAGUGCUGAAGUCACAGUUUUCCAACAAUCUCAUGAAUAUACUGAAUGCUCUUGAAAGUUCUAAGUGUGCCCAGCUAUUACUAGAGGCAGGUCCACCUAGAGAAAUCAGGAAAACAAAACCAAACUGCACAACUUUUGAUGAUACCAAAUCUAAUGCUGGUGAGCCUAAGGAUGACGCAGCUCUUAUUCCCAAGGAAAUAAGUGUUGAGUGUAGCAAUGACAAUGUUUCUGUUGAACCUAAUUGUGAUACAGUGUCCAAUUCAGGUUCACUAAACACUAAAUUGAUAGAAAAAUGUGAUUGUGAUGGUGCAGUAGUGAUUAGCCUUAAAGAAGAUAAGAUAGGUGGUGCAGCAGGUGGGCUAAACGGGAUUAUUUUGGACAAUUGUACAGGGAUUAAUUAUAAGAAUAAUAGUGUUCACUCUGACUUAUCUGUGAUACAAACUUCUUCAUUGACUUUGCCUAAAGCAAGUUCCACAGAACUUUUGGACACAGGUCCUCCUAGUAGUUUCACAAAUGAGGAGGAUAGACUCAAAGUGCAAGGGCUAACAUUAGCUAAUGGUAUUAAUGCUAAAAAACAUUGCUCAAUAGAAAAUGCUGCGAGAGAUGCUCAUGAAUGUCAAGUCAUUAAAUCAGUGAAAAUUACCAACUGUGAUAUAAACUGUUUAAAACACGGAAUGAUCUCAAUUCCCUCUACUGCAAGUUGUGAUUCUCUGUCACCUUGCUCCAUAACAAGCAAUUCAGACUCUUCAUCCAAUACGGCUAGCCCAAUGAUGACUGCUAAAGCAUCAGUGAGCUCAACUAAAGAGCUCAAUGAAAACUUGACCAUUUCUACUGUCUGUCCUGAUCCCUGCAGACAAUCUGUCACAAAAAAUUUAUUCCAAAUUUACAGUUCUGUGUCUUCAAUGCCAAAAACAUGUGAAUCGACAGAUUUAUUGAAUUCAGUGGAUAUGGAUUUAGAAAAUAAUGAUUUAAUACUUCAUAGAAAUGGUAUCCCAGAAGAUGGUUCUCCAGAGAAAACAUCUCAGACUGAAACCACGCAGACUUCUUUCAUAGGACCAUCUGAUUUUGAUAAACAUGUUAGCUUUGAGUUUGACAUUUGGGAAACUUUAGAUAUAAAUGGAGAACACCCUAGAGAUUUUACAGCUAUUAAAAAUAAAAUUGAAACUGGAAGCUAUACUUCUGUGGAGGAGUUUAGUGAAGACAUGGUUCGUAUUAUACAAGCGUUACUAAUUCAAAAUGAAAACUACUCUACCCGAAGAAAACAAGCCAAUUCUGUUCGAUCCAUAUUUGCAAAGCAAAUGGAGAGAUGUUUUCCUUGGUUUAACGUGAAUACCUGCAAGUUGUGGGAACAUAAUAGAGGAUUACCAGUAGGGAUGUUGAAAGAUGCUGUACUGCCGCCUUCAAGUGAUCAUAACUAUGCCCAGUGGCUAGAGAGAAAGGACACACCCAUGACACCACAGCCAUCACAGUUUAAGAAAAUUUCCAACCUCAAGAAAAAUAAUAGCAUUGAGGACAAUUUUCUUUUCAAAAAAUCUUUGGAAGUCAUCAACCAAGGGGAGGAUACCCGAGCCUGUUUGCUGUGUACUAUACUAGGGGAUGAUCUUCCUGAUAAUGCUGGGCGCUUGCUUUAUUGUGGUCAAGAUGAUUGGAUUCACAUAAAUUGUGCUUUGUGGUCAGCUGAAGUGUUUGAAUCUCAUGAUGGUUCUUUACAAAAUGUGCAGGAUGCAGUCAGCAGAGGCAGAAAACUGAAGUGUGAUCUUUGCCAGCAAGUAGGGGCCACUGUUGGCUGUUGUGCUGCAAACUGUAGAGCUAAUUACCAUUUUAUGUGUGCUAAAAAGGACAAGUGUAUAUUUCUUGCAGAUCAAACCAUUUUCUGUAAGGCUCAUCCUGAGGCAACUGAUAUAGAGAUUGUUACUGAAGGACACUUUGAUGUCUCUAGGCGUGUAUGUGUUGAUUUAGAGAAAAUCAGGGCUAAGUCCUCAUGGGGUAAAGCUGUGGACCCAUCUACUCUUAGUGUGAUCAUAGGAUCAUGUACAGUGGAACAUUUGGGUGUUUUAAGAUCCAUUCUCUCAGAUACUGAGGAGUGCCUUUAUCCUAUUGACUUCUGCUCAACAAGGAUAUACUGGAGCACCCAAGAUACCAGAAAGAGAUGUGUCUAUACUUGUCGUAUUAUUGAAGUCAAACCUGCAGAGUUGCCAGAGAUUCACAUUCAAGACAUGAGGAUCAUCCAUGAUGAGAGUAAUCCUGAGUUUGUCCCCUUAGAUAAGCUUGGCCUGGAUCUGCUAGGCAUUCCAAACUUUCUGAAACCACCAUCUAGACCAGAUCUCACCUCUCCAGUUAAUGCAUCAAAAGAGAUGUUUCCCGAUCAUGUUUCAGAAACAGGGUUUGGAGAUUGUGAUGAGGAUGUCAAGAAUGAUUCACAUAGUAAUAAAUCAUCCCAAAAUUCAUUGUUGGAUAAACAUUCCACAAAGUCUAUUGACUUAACGGGUUUGUCACCAAGUACUCUGGCACUUCUGAAUAUCAAAGUCCCAGAAAACUAUAUUCCACCAGCAAGAUUGUGCAAAUCUUCUGUCUUGCCCCCAGUUGAGGAAGAGUUGGGUCUGGUGAGGAUAGCGGAAAGGCUAAACAAUGCAGCUUCUUGUAAACAGAGACAUAGCCUAGGAGAUAAAAGACAGAUCCCCCAAAAGCUAUUGACUUCUAGAAAUUUUACUUUCAGCAAGUCUCAGUCACCUUCACCUGUGGCUUUUCCCCAUCAGAUCCGACAGAGGUCUAGUAGUGAGGAGAGGUAUUCAAGCCCUCUCUCUCCACUUGCUCAUACCAAUGCUGUAGCUAGAGUAAACCUUGCAUUGCCUAAUGGUCUGUGGAGAGGGGUGAGAGCGAGGUCAGUGUCACCAUUUACUACCAUCAGAUGCGAGGAUGUUAGCCCUGUGAGGUCAGUUUCACUCUCUCCUCAGCCCCUUUUGAACUUAAUAACUUGUUUAGAAGCAAAAGAUUUGUCAGAUGAGUCACCGUUGUGUUUAACACAGGGAACUAGUGAAGCAGCAGAGGUGUCAAGGCAAACAAUAGAUUGCUUAGAGAAGACAAGCUUCGAGAGUAGUAGUGCUAAUGUUUUAGGGGAAGAGGCUAUCAAAGAUGUCUUAGUUACUAAUUCUGGUGAUAUGCCUGAAGAUCCUUUUAUGAAACCAAGCCUCUCUGCUUUGGAUAACUCUAGUGAAACAAAUCCAGUGCCUUUGACCAGAACAGUAGAUGAGAGAAACUGUCAAGAUAUUGAGGACUUGACCAAAGGUGAUCAUUUCACUCGUGACAAUGUCAAUGUUAAGGAGAAAGGGGUGGGAGACAAGGAUAGCCACCAAGAUAGUGCUAAAAACAAUAGAGAUGAAGUGAGAGGUGAAAGUGGACAUGCUCAGCAAUCAACCAAUGCUGGUCCAAGUCCAGUCAACCAUGGCAGCACAGAUGAUGGGAGUGGGGAUGAUGAUGAAAGGAAACCCUGCAGAGGUGGCACCAAGCCAGAGGCAUCAGAAAUCUGCUCAGAUAAGACAAAAACUGGGAAAACUAAAAAAUUGAAACCAAAAGAAAAUGCUAAACAGGCUUGUGUUGAAACAGACACGAAUUUGAAGUCUGAUGAUGAGUCUGGAAUGAGACCUGGAGAAAAUAAAUUAGAAGUUGCAGACACUAUAAGAUUUGGUGGUGCUGAAGAAGCUGAUGCUGAUUUGGAUUCAAAAAACUCUUGCAACACAGGAUUAAAGCAGUGCAACUUGAUGCUGACUGGUGGUGGCAAUGGGAACCUUGAGGACAACAACAUACAAGGUGAUUGUGAAGGUAAACUAGAUAAGGCUGGUACACAAGAAAAUCAAGACACAUCAAAUAUGCAUUUGUUUCAGUCCUCCUCGACCAGUGUUUCAUGCAUUCCAAAGUCUUUCCUUGGAGAUAUCCAAAGUACUAGUGAUGAUGAAAGUGAUUUUCUGAUGUUAGAUGAUCUCAGUUACAGUGAAACAAAUGAUGAAGAUGAGAACAAUCAUAGCUCUAAAAAGCUUACUCUAAAAACUGUUCAACAAGAACUUUCCAACCAUGGUAAAAACAAUGAAUCAAAGGAACCUCUUGCAUUAGUACCACUAGGCAAAUGCAGAAGAGAAAGUAAUACAGCCUCUUUGUCUGAUAAAGCCAUUAAUUCAUCCAAAUGUGACAUUUCUCCUCAUGUUCUGAAUUCUGAAUCUGAUAAAGUAAAUAAAAUAGAAUCUCCAAUGCUAGUUACUAACUCUUGUUACAUUGCAUUAAAGAAGCAGAACUUGCCAAGUGCUGUGCAUUUAAAUGCCAAACUGAGAUCUGGAAGCAAGCAAACAUUUGUGCUGAAAGAACCUGAGCAUGAUACUAAAUACAGUCAAGAAGCAGAAGAUUUAGAAUCAGCUGAAACUAACCUAGGUAAAGAUUUAGCUCAAGAUUAUAAUGCUGAUGUAAAGUAUAAAGAAAUUGAAAGCAAUGACCAAUUGAUAGAUCUGAGAGGUGCAAUAGCUUUGAAUAGUGAAGCAAACAAAUCUUUUUCUGAACUAGGAAAUGUUCCUGAUGUAGACAGUUCCUCUGCAGCAACAUUAAGUGGUGGCAACUCAGAUAGAGAUGAACAUGAUGGAGCAGAGAAGUCUGUCGCUGUAUUAAGAAGACCUGCAACAGACUCUGAAAACCCUUUGUUAGAUCUGGACUCUUCUGAGGAUGAGCCGGAAAUUAUUAAGACUGAAUUCUUUCAAAGUUCUGUCAUUUCACCUAGGACUAGAGCUUCCUCCAGGUUGUCGGGGACAGAUGAAAGCCUGCAUGAGAAGAUAGUUGAGAAAAUCAAAGCAGAGAGCCUGGCAAGGCGUAGCCCUGGGCAUGAAGGGCCGUUCAAAUGUUUGACCUGUAAGAGGAUGUACAGGACUAAGGAGAGCUACGAGAACCAUAUAAAGAGUUGUGACUUUGAGGUUAGUACUAGUGAUGAAGACGAAAAACCUAUUUCUAAACUAUUGAGGUCAUCUACCUCUAGACUAAGUGAAGGGCUUAACAAGUCUGUUGACAAAUCUGUGCCAUCUUCCUCUCCUUUAAAUAUUCCUCUUAGCAUCAUCAUCUCUGAUGAGUUCAAAGAAGAGAAGUUUUCACCCUCUAGUGGAAGGGAACUCUCUGAUGAUUGCAGCAGUGCUCAGAGCCAGGACUCUCGACGAUCUUCUCUGAGAAGAAGUACAAUGACCCAGAGAAAUGCUGCACCUGCCCAUCUUGCUAAGCUAAGACGCAGGGAUUCUAAAUCUACCUUAUCCCCUGAUGGAUCCACUUGUUCCUCUCUGCUGUCACCCACUAGGUGCUCUUCUAGAUUAGUUGAAGACAAACCUUCUCCGAAAGAGACCAUGCUUGAAGCUGUUGGACUGGUUAGCAGAAAGUCACUGGAGCUGUCACCUCAUUCAGAUUUAGAUGCUGUUGGUCCAGUAAAGCUGCAGCCUAGAAUAUCACCAUCAUCCAUGGAUGAAGCACCUAAAAGGGAGAAAAAGAGCCCAGCUCAGGCAUGUCCAGGAGGUAAUAUGCGGCCAAGCAUCAUGGCGGGUGGCCUUCCCAAAGCUGGUUCAUCUAAGCAAAAAAGUGUGACCAUCACUUACAAUCCUGUGGUUCUAGAAGAAGUGACCAUUAGCUCCAGACAAAAACGUCCAAGGCCUAAGAGAGUUUGGUGGGUAGAGGCCUCACAAGAUGCUAAUUAUGAUCAGGAGGAAGAUGAUGGUAAUUAUGAAGAGGAAGAGAAUGCUGAUGAUGAUGACAGUGAUGGGGGUGUGGCUUGUCGAACACGGAACCGCUUAUCGACUGACCACAAAGCCACAGAUAAGAAAAAAUCUCCCAAACCAAAUAUUAGUUCUCAAAAACUACCAGAUAUUAAUGCUUCAACAGAUAAUAUGAUUGCAGAAUCUGUUAGUAUAGCUCAGGAAAGUCCACUAUCAAAUAAUAUCACUGAUCAAAAAACUUUUCAAAAUAACAAUCAUGAUGGUCAGUUUAAAAGCAAAGCUACUAAAAAUAACUCUGAAAUGAACAAAUUUGAUUCAUCGAUGGAUACAAAUGUUGAAAUAGCCAGUAAUGUUGUAGAGACAAUUGCAUGUUCAGAAAUAAGUAAUAAUGAUUUGGAUCUAAAUAAAAAUGCCAGUUCAAGGAAAACAUUUAAUUUAAGAUCAAAAACUAACAAGAACCAAGAGUCCUCACAGUGCAGCACAUCAUUGCAAUCACCAAUGAAGAAGAGUGACCCCACUACAUUGAAACACAAAGGAAAUACAAAUUUGGACAGUCUUGAGAAAGGAACAACAGUUUCUGUUUCUCAUUCUCCUUGUGAUAUGCAGGCUCCUGUUGACAUAUGUGUAAAUACUGGCUUAAGCAGUGUGGCCUCCCAUGAGUCCAAGCUUGAUGAACCAAGCAUUGAGAAAGAUGAAGUUUGCUCUAAGAUGGAUGAAUGUAGUGAACAGAGGGGUGUAGUAGGUGAUAUUAGUACUGUGACAUCUCCUAUCCGACGGAGCAGCCGCUCUGCAAGUAAGAAGAACAAACUGAGUGAAUACCUUGCAGAGUUGAAAAAAGAGUUUAAAGAUGAGGAAGAGGAGUCUGUCGCUGAAACUUUACCCUCUGCAGACGUCAAAGAAAAACGGGGCAGAGGACGGCCAAAAUUAAUAGAGAAACAGCCAGUUGAAGCCUUAGGCAUAAAGAAAUUAAGAGGAAGACCCCUUUCCACUUCUAAACUUCAACUUGAGAAACCUGAAUUAAGAAAUUCUCAGGAGAAAGGUGUAUUAGAUUUGGAGAAUGUUGUUGAAGCAAAGGCUCAAUCCUCUUGUGAUGUUGAAUUGCCAUCUGAAUCCAUUGCUAAAAGUAUGGACAGUUCAGACCAAAAACUAGAGUUGACAUUAAGUGAGGGUUCAAAACAAAAAUCAUCUGUCACUGUAAAGCAGUCUGAGAUGUCUGAUGCUAGUGGUGAUAACAAGUCUGAUAAUCAGAGGGAUUCUUCUAGAAGUAAUAGUACAGCCACUAGCCUCAGUGUACCCAUACAAGUGUUAGGUUCUUCAUCCUCUGUUAGUAGUAGUGGCACAUCAGUAAAGGACAGUGAUGCCAGAGACACACCACCAUCAAUACAUCCUGCUAUUGAUGCCAUUAAGUUUAGUGGCCAGAAACUUAGGUUUAUAAUUAGGUCACCAAACAUUGAUGCUGCUCAAAAGAUUGGUGAACUCAUUAAAAAAAAAGCAUUAGCUUCCAAUGCUAAAGCUUCUGAAAUUAUUGUCUCAACAGUUGAAUCUCAGAAGGUAGAAAGUAGUGACAAAGUUGAACCCAUUGUUGUAUCAGAUCAAUUAGGUGAUGAUAGUCAUGAAGCAAAGCUGAAAGCUGGUUUUCAAGAAGAGGUGUCAGGCAAAGCCUUAGGAACUGAAAGUGUUGACAGUGGUGAUGUAUCUAGGUCUGUCAGUCCAGACUCCAUCUCUGCUGCCUAUGACAUUCAAAGUGAUGACUUUAGUUCUGAAACGUCAAAUGAUGCUGAUGACUACCCUAUCACUCGUCAAAGCAACAAUGAAUGUACAAAUAAUGCUCUCAUAUCUAAUAAAGAACACACAGAGAAAGUUGUAGAAGAGGAAGAUGAUGAUGUUGUGAUAAUUAAAGCUGUUGGCUUGCAGGCUCCAGAGCCAAGUGUAGCCCUAAGGCCACCACAAAAUAUAGCUUCAAAUUUACUCUCUGGAAUAAGCAACUCAUUUUCCUCAGCUUCAACUCCAAAAGAUAUGUCUCCUGUGUUAAGAUAUAUUCCACCACAGCAGCAGCAGCCAAUGUCCAUACAAACUAAUGUCCAUCAGACUCGCUUCACUCAGCCAUCUCUUAGUGUUAGUCCAGUUGGUCAGGGUAUUAGUCCUUAUAUUAGUCUUCAGCAAAACCAGGUGUCUCCACCUAGAGUUCAACCCCAAGUCAUGUUGUCUGGGAUGUCCACUGGUCAUUUCAUCCUGCAACAGAAUCAAAGGCCAGACUUAAUACAGCCUCAGGAGAUGACUCAGUCCAAUCUGGUACUGCAGAACACACCAAGUCAGUCCAGGGUUAUAAUUCAAAACUCUAAUCAGCCUGGCAUUGUCUUUAGAAACACAGGACCUUCAACUCUGUCUGUACCAGGCGCUAACCAGCCUAAUAUGUUAUUUACUAACAACUCUGCUGGUUUAAUGUUGCAACAAGCUAACCCUGCCUCCAUCAUGCAGGCACAGUCUACUCUGAUGCAAAGUAGCCAAACUGGACUUUCAUUUAUCUCACUUAAUAAUCCCAAUACAAUUAGACCAACCAUUAUCUCCACUCUUCAGCCUAUACAAUCACACAAUGCAUCCUCACUGUUGCAGCCCAAUAUGGGACUGAAUUCUUUAAUGCAAACUGCUACGUUGUCUGCUGCUAACCAACCAGUCAUGAUUGGCCAACCAUUUUUUGCUCAGACAGGUGUGUUCUUGCCUCAACUUGCUACUCAAGCUACUAUCUCAACCCAGCCAGCUGGGAUUGAGUUGGCCAGUAGACAAUUAUCACCAAAGCCAGCCCUCAGACAAUCUUCUAUUGUGAUAGAUCCCUCUGCCCACAUGCUUUCCACUAACUUAAAUCCAGCUCUUCUUAAAGGCAACCCCCAAGCGGUACCUUCACACAUUCAACUUAACAGGUUUGACCCUUCUCCCAGCAACCCUUUACAUCUGCCUAGUCCAAGCCUAAGACUGCCUCCACCAACUUUACCAUUACCUUCAUCCACAUCUUCAGUCGCACCUCAAAGUUCAUCUUUCAUAUCUUUGCCCAAGACAACUCCAGUUUUAGCUCACCUGGAUGGAGCACCCACUCAAGUCAACUACAUGGGUUCAUUUGACUUAAAUUCAUCCACACUCCAGUCUGUUUUCCAGAAGCAGCAGUUCAAUAAAGAUCAGUCUGAUAAAAUUACAGACUUGGUACAAAGGGCUAUCAGCAGCCAUGGACAAGAGAGCAUUCCAGGUGUAGAGGUGAAGUCUACCAUCACCAACACUCCCGAAGGACCUAGGAAACUGUACAGUGUUAUCAUCAAUGAAGGAAUUCUACCUAACCAAACUAUGAAUAGUUGCUCCAGUUCCUUAAGCACUCUGGCUCCAACAUACACAUCUUCUGUAGGAACUACUCCGGUCACUCAAAGACCCCAGUUAGCAGCAACAGAACAAAAAACUUCAUUGUCUGAUUGGACAAAGAUAUUACCAAGCUCUUCAUCCUCAUCAACAGUAUCAUCCUCCAGUCAGACAAAUAUAUCUAGUCAAACCAGUCCUGAUAACUUGUGGUCAGGGUCACGUACUGGCUACAUUUCUAUUCCCAUUAAUCAAAAUUCCAAUAAUACAAGACCACCUUUCAGGAGAGCACUAAAGCCAAACAUUUACAACCAUAGCAACAAAAGAAAGUCUGAUUUACCUCCAAGUGAAGAGCCUCAGUUGAAACGUCCACUUUUUGACAAGACAUUGAAAGAGGAUGGGGUAUAUUCAGGUUCCUUUAAACAGGUAGUUAGUCGAAACAUUAUUGAGAGCACCAGUUUUGCUAGUUGUGACACCCCAAAUAUACCAUCGUUUAUCCAAAGUAAUGGGGAGAUCAGCUCAGUGCAGUCAAAGUCACCACAGGUGACAUGUGCUGAAGGUGCAUUGACCUCAAAUGAGAUCCCCUCUGAUCAGCAACAACCCCAACAGUUUCAUAACAAACAGCUUGCUCCAGCAUCCACUCACAGGAGGGCCAGUUUCCCCAUCAUGUCCCCAUGUAAGAAAUCUCUAGCCAUCACUAACCCAGCCAGCAUUAUCAAAGAGAGAGCAAAAAAACAGAUCAUGAAAAAAAGUUUGAUGAAGGAUGUUCCAUCCUCUGUUGGAAUCGGGUUCAAAACUCCUGAGACUGAGAGGAUAACCACUGUAUCAAGAAGGUUGAAAACAACCAGUCACCAUCCUUUGAUCCACCAUAAGAAGGACAAUGUGGAGCUGCCUCAACCCAUGCUGGAGGAGGAGGUGGUGGCCACCCCAUUAGAUCAGGGUAAAGAUAUGCCAGUUGGAACAUCAGCUGAGUUGGAGAAAGUGAAACAUCAAAGCAGGCUCAGGUUUGAGAUUAGCAGUGAUGAUGGCUUCACAUGUCAAGGUGACACAGUGGAUGAUGCUUGGAAUCAGGUGCUAGAAAAGGUGCAGGAUGUCCGAGCAGCCUCCCGCAUGAAGCAAUUGUCAUAUGCUGGUAUAUCAGGCUGCAACAUGUUUGGCCUAGAUCAUGAUGCUGUUGUUUAUCUCAUAGAACAGUUGUAUGGAGCUGUCUACUGCCAUAGGAACUACAAGUUCAAAUUCCAUAAAUAUGACUUGGACCAGGCUGACGCUGAAGUCACAUUGAAUCCAUCAGGAGCAGCCAGAUCUGAAGCUUUUUCCACAAGGAAGCCAUUUGACAUGUUCAACUUUUUAAAGUCUGUGUACAGGACAAGGCCAGGAGAUGAUGAAAGAGAAAAAGAAGAAGAAAUGGCUCUGAAAUCAUCCAGGAGGGCCACAAGCUUGAGCCUGCCCAUGGCUAUGAGAUUCCGCAAGCUUAAGACAUUUGCCAAGGAAGCAGUGGAUGUGUAUCGCUCCAAGAUUCAUGGCAGAGGCUUGUUUUGUAAGAGAAAUAUAGAUGCUGGGGAGAUGGUGAUUGAAUAUGCUGGUGAGGUGAUACGAGCAUCUCUUACAGACAAGAGAGAAAAGUACUAUGAGAGUAGGGGAAUUGGGUGUUAUAUGUUUAGAAUUGAUGAUGAUGAGGUAGUAGAUGCCACCAUGCAUGGUAGUGCUGCAAGAUUUAUCAACCAUUCUUGUGAGCCUAAUUGUUUCUCCAAAGUGAUCCUGGUGGAUGGCAAAAAGCACAUUGUCAUAUUUGCUAUGAGGCCGAUUAAACGAGGCGAGGAGCUGACUUACGACUAUAAAUUUCCCAUCGAGGAAGUUAAAAUUCCUUGUUCUUGUGGAUCAAAACGUUGCCGCAAAUAUCUUAACUAAGUCAAGGGAAAAUAUCUCAACAAACUAAGACGUUUCUAACAGAUUCCAAUCUCCUCAAAUAUCGAAACAAAACCUGUAUACUAACUUAGUACCGUAAUAAUGAAUUUGAUAAAGAUUGAUUUUAUAUUUAUUAAUUCCCAUGAGUAUGGAGGGAGCAUGUCAGAAAUUACUUUUAAAAGAAUUUUUUUUCUCAUUUUAAAUUUCAAAGGUAGGGGAGGUAAAUAUUAGUGUCUUAUGUAAUAAAGAGCAUUUUUCUCUUCACUAUUUUAAACAAUUUGUUAAAAUACUUUUUAGGCAACUAAUCAAUAAAUAAAAGAUGAGUACAUUUGUGAUUGUAUUCUAGCCUGAGGCUAAGUAUGUUGUAUACUGACAAACACUUCUUUCAAAUGCAGAAAAAAAAAUAUUUUUUUUUUUAAUAUAAAGGAAGAAAAUGGUGUGAUGUGGACAUAAUGAAAAUAUAAGGUUUAUGAGAACUAUUAACAUUAUUUUAAAGCAUUUAUGUUUUAAAAUCAAUUAUUUAUUAUUAUUUAUUGAAUAAUUAAAGAGAAUGAAUAUCUAGAUUAUUAAUUAUGAGAACUUAUUAGCAGAAAAAAUGUCUAGGAUAUUUGAAGGGUUUUUAUAUUAUUUUUAUUGAUUUUUGUGUUCUUUGUAAUUUUUUAAAGAACUAAUUUAAGUAUGUUUAUGAUGUUUGUUUGUUUUUUUUACUGGCUGCCUUCUUGUGAAAUAUUUGUUAAGAUAUUUGAUAUGUUUUACGCAAUUUUGUGUUGUAAUCGCUAUUAUUAUGACACCUAUUGAUUCAACAUAAAAAUGUUUGCUAGAACUAAUGAACAAAACCAAUGUCACAGAGAACUGUGUUUAAACUGUUUCUUUCCAGCCCAUUUCUCUAUGCACAUACUGCCAUGAUCCGGUGUAGCUCAGUGCUAAAUGUCCACUAUACAAGUGUCUUGUCUUUGUAUGUUUUUUUUUUUUUUGGUUGGGUUUGGGGGGAGGGGAUAAUUUGUUUAUUAACAAUAUUCUGCUGCUAAUUGCUUCUAAUUAUGCAGAAUCACUCAACAAUAUAGUGUCAUUUUAAGAUACUUAUUUAUUUGUUGAGUUUUAUUAGUAGUUACAUGAAAUUUAGUAUUAAAUUAUACUGAAAUUGAACAUUUUUUCUUGAGGUAGUUAAAUAGAUGUAUGUUUGUAAGAUCUCCCACAUACAUGUGGAUUAUUUUAUUUUUUUUACCAGAAACCCAAAUAUUUUGUAUUAUAGGAAUCUAACUCAUAAUAAAGGGCCACUGAAGAUCUUUGGGUUGGGAACCUCUAAAUGUAUAUACAACUAAGCUGAUACAUCAUGUACAUUCUAUAACCACAGUGUGAAUGAAAUACUGAAUGCAUUGUUUCUGUGCUUUACACAGGACUGUUUCUCUUGUGUAUUCACCAACUGGUGUUCUGAUAUUAAUAUUUUUAUGUGUAUUAAAGUUUGUUUGUUUUUAAUUGGACAAAGUAUUACAUUUUUACAGAAUUUAGUGUCAUGAAUUUUUAUUUUGAUGUAAAAACAAAAAAAAAUUGGAAGAAAACAAUAA
Molecule: messenger RNA, 17215 nt
Organism: Biomphalaria glabrata
Lineage: Eukaryota; Metazoa; Mollusca; Gastropoda; Planorbidae
Exons: 37
Coding region: 363-15653 (5096 amino acids)
Biological process (GO): positive regulation of DNA-templated transcription
Cellular component (GO): histone methyltransferase complex; nucleus
Molecular function (GO): histone H3K4 methyltransferase activity; DNA binding; protein binding
Source: RefSeq, a predicted model, not a curated record